Messenger RNA from Spinacia oleracea (spinach), 2177 nucleotides. Its product is annotated as 2-hydroxyacyl-CoA lyase. Gene Ontology annotation, molecular function: thiamine pyrophosphate binding; magnesium ion binding; catalytic activity. Gene Ontology annotation, biological process: fatty acid alpha-oxidation. Gene Ontology annotation, cellular component: peroxisome. The record is from RefSeq and is a predicted model, not a curated record. Lineage: Eukaryota; Viridiplantae; Streptophyta; Magnoliopsida; Caryophyllales; Amaranthaceae. The transcript has 2 exons. Bases 108 to 1829 code for a protein of 573 amino acids.
AUAUAAACUCCACCUUUUCUGAUUUCCCCCUAUUCUUCUCCACACUCCACCAGUCCACCCAGUAGUACCCCACAACACUCCAGAACUCAAUCCACCAACUAACUCCAAUGGCGGAAAACUCCACCCAAAUCGAUGGCAACAUUCUCAUCGCAAAAACCCUCGCCCAUUCCGGCGUAACCCACAUGUUCGGCGUCGUCGGGAUCCCCGUUACCUCCGUCGCAACCCGCGCUGUUUCCGAGGGUAUCCGUUUCAUCGCCUUUCACAACGAGCAAUCCGCCGGUUACGCCGCCUCCUCCUACGGUUACCUCACUGGAAAACCCGGAAUCCUUCUCACUGUCUCCGGCCCAGGUUGCGUCCACGGGCUUGCCGGGCUCUCCAACGCCGCCAUCAACACCUGGCCCAUGGUUCUCAUCUCGGGCUCCUCCGAUCAACGUGAUUCCGGCAAGGGAGACUUCCAGGAGCUUGAUCAAAUGUCUGCUGUUAAACCCUUCUCCAAAUUCUCCGCCAAACCCACCUCCAUUUCGGAAGUUCCGGUUUCGAUUCUCCGUGUUCUGAACCGGGCAGUUUCCGGCCGUCCAGGUGGGUGUUACUUGGACCUCCCCACGGAUGUCCUACACCAGACUGUGUCGGCGGCUGAAGCGGACGAUCUCAUAUCCAAAGCAGAGGAACUAGUGCGAAAAGAGCAAGAAGAAUCGGAUUCAGACAAAUUGAUGCCCAAUUCCGAAGUCGAACAGGCGGUGUCUGCUCUGAGGGGCGCGCAAAGGCCGUUGAUCGUGUACGGAAAAGGGGCGGCUUAUGCCAGGGCGGAGGAUGAGCUGAAGAAGUUCGUGGAAAGCACAGGGAUACCAUUUUUGCCUACUCCAAUGGGUAAGGGUUUGAUUUCAGACACUCAUGAAUUGGCAGCAACUGCCGCAAGAUCGCUUGCAAUUGGCCAAUGUGAUGUUGUUCUUGUUGUUGGGGCAAGGCUAAACUGGUUGCUUCAUUUUGGGGAACCCCCAAAAUGGGCUAAGGAUGUGAAGUUCAUAUUGGUUGAUGUUUGUAAAGAGGAAAUUGAGCUAAGGAAACCUUAUUUAGGGUUAGUUGGGGAUGCUAAAAAGGUGGUGGGUUUGAUUAAUAACGUGAUCAAGGAUGACCCCUUUUGUUUAGGGAGGAAUCAUCCUUGGGUGGAGGCGAUUUCAAAGAAGGCCAAGGACAAUGUGUCUAGGAUGGAGGUUCAAUUGGCUAAGGAUGUUGUGCCCUUUAAUUUCUUCACUCCUUUGAGGAUAAUUAGGGAUGCUAUUCUUGGGGUGGGAAGUCCUGCACCUGUGUUGGUAUCUGAAGGGGCGAAUACAAUGGAUGUUGGACGAGCUGUGUUGCUUCAGACGGAGCCUAGGACGAGGUUAGAUGCCGGUACUUGGGGAACCAUGGGAGUUGGUUUAGGUUACUGUAUAGCGGCCGCAGUGGCUUGCCCUGAACGCUUGGUGGUUGCUGUUGAAGGAGAUUCUGGUUUCGGGUUUAGUGCUAUGGAAGUAGAGACUGUAGUUCGAUAUCAGUUACCUGUUAUAGUUAUAGUCUUCAACAACAAUGGUGUAUAUGGUGGUGAUCGUAGAAGUCCCGAAGAGGUCACAGGUCCGCAUAGAGAUGAUCCUGCACCAACUUCUUUUGUCCCAGAGGCAAAAUACCACGUCUUAAUUGAAGCUUUUGGAGGGAAAGGUUAUCUUGUCAAGAAUCCGGAUGAACUGAAGUCAGCCUUGGAUGAAUCUUUUGCAGCGAAAAAGCCUGCUGUUAUAAAUGUCAUAAUUGAUCCUUAUGCUGGUGCUGAAAGUGGGAGGAUGCAGCACAAAAACUGAGGUAUGAACAAUUGUUGAAUGGUAACACUGCAACCUUCUUUGUUCUUACUUCUUAGUGUAAGUAGUGUGAGCUUAUUGUGUGGAAUACCUCGGGCAGUUGAGCAUCCAUUGCCCUUUCGAUUGAUCCAAAGGGAUGCAUAUCGCGAAGCUUUGUUUGUAAUAAGUUGUUACAGGAAGUAUAAAAUAUGUGCUAUUUGUUUCUACUAAUUGAAGUUGGAAUGUAUACUAAUGUACACUAGAAUACAUCAGUCAAGCCGAGAGCUUGCACAUAGAAAGGAUGUUGAACCAGAUACUUGUAUUCAUUCUAUGAUUAGGGCCAAUCUCUAUAAUUCUGGCUAUUUCCCUUCA